Messenger RNA from Belonocnema kinseyi, 1240 nucleotides. RefSeq names its product sperm-associated antigen 7 homolog. The record is from RefSeq and is a predicted model, not a curated record. Gene Ontology annotation, molecular function: nucleic acid binding. NCBI's taxonomy places the organism in Eukaryota, Metazoa, Arthropoda, Insecta, Hymenoptera, Cynipidae. The transcript is spliced from 5 exons. Bases 302 to 1000 code for a protein of 232 amino acids.
UCACAUCGUUGACUUUCCUCUACCCACCUUGCUCAUUUUAUGAAUUUCAUUAUUUUGUGACAUUUAAUAAGUUGGUGUUUUAGGUUAGAAUUUUGUUACUAACGUUAUUAAAUCAAAUUGACAAAUGACAGCUGUCAUCAGCCUCAGUUGACAAGCCCAAUUUUGCUAGACAUGUUGACAAUUUGACAUUCAUCACGCCAUCUUUAAGUCCGAGGACGCCUGAAUGUUGCUAUCUUUUGCUAAUUAAAAAUUCUAACUAACUUCCUUUAGUUUAAAAAUUGUGUGUUCGAUAAAUUAAAUCAUGGAUCUUCUUGGCUCCAUUCUUAGUUCCAUGGACAAGCCUCCAAGUAUAAGUGACAAGCAAAAGGCGUUGAUUAAAAAACAAAAAGAAGAACACGAGAAGCGUAAAAAAGCAGACGCAGAGAAACUCAAGAAAUUUAAGGAACAUGUCGAAGAACGAAUUGACAAGUUUCUCAAAGACGAUGCUGCGAAAGAGUACAAAUUUCCACCGAUGGAUAAUGUUUUUAGAAGUGUAAUACAUGAUGUCGCAGAAGUAGCAAAUGUUUGGGCGUACUCGUUUGGAGAAGAAGGCGUCGAUAGGUACAUUAUGCUUUUUAAACGAGAACAUGCCCCUUCGGAAGAUCAGUUAAAUACGUUACGUAGAGGUGACGAAUGGAACGAGGAAGUGGGCAAAAGGAUGCAAGAGGACAGAAAACGAGUCGCACAAGAAGAGCAACAAUUAGCGAUGUCCAAAAAAAAAAAGGACAACUUUGUUCCUACUACUUUCUACAAAGAUAAAUAUCAACACUUGAUUGGAAAAGAUGCUGCCUUGCAAGCUGCUAGAAAAACAGAAGCAAAUAGCAGUUAUGGAUGUGUUCCCAGCGAGAAUAAGAAGGACCAGAGGAGUAUAGAACAAACUUUGGCUGAUAUUCGUGCAAAGAAAAGGAAACUGGAUACUACAAAUAUACCAGCCAAACCUGACGAGGCUGUUACGAAAUGAUGAAAAAAAAUUGGAUUUUACACUAGAAAUAUUUAAUUCUUAUUUUACAACAAAUUCUGUAAAUAUUUAGGACAGUAUUUGCGAAUCAGUUAUAGUUAAUUUACGUCCAAACCUAGUUGUUGCUACAAUUUAUUGACGUUUGGAUAUAGCAAUCCAAUAUUGAUUGGCGAUAGAAUGAGAUUAAGCGUAGACAAUAAAUUUAGUUGAAUUAUUUCAUAUUAUGUACAAUAUAUUACAUUA